AUGCUGAUCGGCAAUGAGACCGAUCUGGCCGUCGACCACCGUGCCGUCGUGAUGGAGGAUGCCAUCGACUUCGCCGAGGAACAUGGGGUCCUCUUCUCCGCGGCCUCCACCCUCAGCGGGGACACGUGGACAAGGCCUUCUAUUGGUUUUCAUUUCCAUUUGCCAAGUUACAAUUUCAUUCCUUCUUCCAGUAGCAGUCAGUAG
This is a messenger RNA of Linum trigynum, 204 nucleotides long. The record is from the annotation of a GenBank genome assembly. NCBI's taxonomy places the organism in Eukaryota, Viridiplantae, Streptophyta, Magnoliopsida, Malpighiales, Linaceae.